Molecule: messenger RNA, 1737 nt
Organism: Aspergillus chevalieri
Lineage: Eukaryota; Fungi; Ascomycota; Eurotiomycetes; Eurotiales; Aspergillaceae
Exons: 3
Coding region: 1-1737 (578 amino acids)
Source: RefSeq, a predicted model, not a curated record
AUGGCUCAGACAGAACUCUGGUCAACAUUGGUCACUGCUAUCGACCCCGGUAAUCACAAAGCCAUGCCGGCUGUCCUUCAAUCUACCAUCGAAUUACUUGAGACGGAGCUCGUCAAGGCCAAGGCCGCUCUCCAGGAAAUCCAACCGCAUGUUGCUGCGACGGCUAUCCAGCGGGACGAGCUGGCCAUCGGGGCCAUGGCCGCUUACCGCCAACAUCUCAUCGCACGAGCCCCCGACUUCUAUGGUUCUCGUCGCCUGUCAGCCAAGGAAAUCGGCCUAGAGCCGGUGGUGCAUGAGGUGGCAUCUGACAGUGAGGAGAGUGAUGUUGAGCAGCCACCAUGCACCGUGACUGUGAUGCCGCCCAAACGGGCCUCGCUCGUGGACCUGCUAUCCAAUGGCUUGAUUCUCGACCAUAUGGCUCCGUAUCUGUCUGCCUCGUCACUGCUGGCUCUGUCGUCGACUUCGCGCUUUAUCCGGUCAAUGGUUCUCGACACACCCUAUGUGUUUCGUCACCUCGACCUUACUCAAUGUUGCGGCGCCCAGGCCGCUCCCUUGGGUGCUGCUGCGAGCGUGCCCAUGGAUGAAGGCAUGGUGACAGAAGAUGAAUUCUAUGCGGCGCCUUUGAGGGGCGUCUUUGACAACCUAGCACGGCGAUCGAUCCUCCAGAGCGUGCGAACCUUGAUUUUGGAUGGUCUUUCCGUCCCGGCUGAUGUAGUCGGGGAUAUUGUGUUGUCGGAUCGCUUCAAUGUCAAUAUUUUGUCAAUCAGGGACUGCCAACACCUCAACGAGCGGAAACUGAUGCAGGUCCUCCAGUAUGCGGUGCGGCCAACGCGCCCUCCGGGAACCCCGCGAGUCAAGGGCAUUUACCACUUCACCCCCAUGGAGAACCAACCUCGCGCCCCUGUGCGGCCUCGAUAUCGCGAUUGGUGGGCCUCUAGAUGCCAGCCGCCUAGUGCCACGCCUCCGCCAGUGAAGGAGCCCACUCUGGAACCAGCCCAGUCCCAGGUGCAGAAUGCCUGGUAUCGCCCAUCCGGCCAACUACUCAAAAACAAUGUCGACGAGGAAUGGGCGAGAACCAUUGAAAAAUGCGAAGGCAUCAUUGCCUUCGAUGCAGUCUUAUGUCGCGCACCUAGACACAACCUAGUUUCAUCCACAAAUCAGCCAGAAGGUCGAUCUCUGAGGCCAGCCAUUGCUACGGUAGCCCUAGGACCUCAGGGCUGUGACAGCUGCAACACCUGCCCCGAGGCUCCGGCUAUUUGGGGCCAAUCCGCUCUCGAUAACUUUCCUUUACUCACUCCCGUGCCUCUCCAUUCGUCCUCCAUCAAGGCCGCCAAGCGUCCUGUCCUGUACUCUGACGAGAACCCGGCUUUUAUUGCCCGUUGCACGGACUGCAUAACCGAUCGACGGUGCCACCGCUGCAGUAAGUGGUUUUGCUCCGACUGCUUGCCCCAGCCCGUUCGGAUCAGGGCCAAUCUCUCGCCACAUCAAACGGCAGUCCAGGGGUCUGGUAGCGCCAGUGGCAGCGCUAGUCCAGUGCCGGAACAGGAGCUUGAGCAUGGUGUUAGCAAAGACUGCUGGGAAUGUGGUCCAACAUGCAUGAGCUGCAAGCUUGAAGUCGAACGAAAAUGCCAGAACUGCCGUGGUGAAUAUUGUAUCGAGCAUAACGAGGGUUGCUCUGACCAUAUGUGUGAUUGGUGCAAUACAAGCGCACGCCAUCGCUUGAGGGGCUUCAAUUGA